Molecule: messenger RNA, 1560 nt
Organism: Umbelopsis ramanniana AG
Lineage: Eukaryota; Fungi; Mucoromycota; Umbelopsidomycetes; Umbelopsidales; Umbelopsidaceae
Exons: 4
Coding region: 1-1560 (519 amino acids)
Biological process (GO): chitin catabolic process; carbohydrate metabolic process
Cellular component (GO): extracellular region
Molecular function (GO): polysaccharide binding; chitin binding; chitinase activity
Source: RefSeq, a predicted model, not a curated record
AUGCUCAAGAGCGCCUUUGGUGCUACUUUGAUGCUCGCCUCUGCUUCUCUUUCACAAGCCUUCAAUGCUAAUGGCAUCAAUUAUGUCAAUUAUUGGGGUCAAAAUUCUUACGGUGCCGCCGGAGGUCCGCAGGCAAACUGGCAAAAGAAUUUGGCUACAUACUGUGAAGACUCCGUUGAAGACAUCCUUGUUUUGUCCUUCUUGACAACCUUCUUUGGAGCGGGAAAUAAGCCCGUGGUCGACUUCAGUAAUGCUAGCAAUAAUUGCACUACUUUUGAUGGCACUACCCUUCUGAACUGUCCACAGAUCGGUCAAGAUAUUAAGACUUGCCAAGCAAAGGGUAAAAAGAUUAUUCUGGCCCUUGGUGGAGCAGCUGGUUCGUAUGGAUUUACGUCAGAUUCACAAGCAUCCGGGUUUGCCGAUACGCUUUGGGAUAUUUUCGGUGGAGGUAGUAGCACGACUCGUCCAUUCGGUGAUGCUGUUAUCGAUGGCUUCGAUUUAGAUAUUGAAGGUGGUUCUGCAAGUGGUUAUACUACCAUGAUCAACCAACUGCGCACCCAUUUCGGUAAUUACUAUAUCACCGGAGCUCCACAAUGCCCUUUCCCUGAUGCUUACCUCGGCGACGCCUUGAGCAACGCUUGGUUCGACUUCGUUUGGGUUCAAUUCUAUAACAAUUACUGUUCUGUCCAAGGUGGUAAUUUCAACUUUGGUACUUGGGAUAACUGGGCGAAGACCCAGUCCAAGAACCCCAACGUCAAAAUUUACCUCGGUGUUCCUGGCUCCACUUCAGCUGCCUCAUCUGGUUAUGUUCCCUAUAACACUCUAACUGGUACCAUUGACAGUCUAAAGUCUCAAUAUUCAUCCUUUGGUGGUGUUAUGAUGUGGGAUGCCAGUCAGGCCUAUGGUAAUACGGAAGUCAGCCCUAAUUUCGCGACCGCUGUUUCAAGCUACUUGCACGGUAGUCAAGCUCCUAAAGCAAACGACAAUGCCAAGACAACAAGUACUCCUUCUUCCACUGGCAAGUCUGCAAGCUCUUCUACCUCAGUCAAGUUCACUAGCACUUCUUCUUCAAGCAUUGCCUCUCCUAGCUCCAAGUCUUGUCCAGUUUCCGGCGGCUCCUGCACCGACGGCGCUAUCUCUUGUGCUGGAAAUUCAGUGGCUAUUUGUGACCACGGAAAAUGGGUACUUCAAACUUGCCCUAACAGUUUGGUUUGUGCUUCUAGUACCGACGGCUCCGCUACCCAGUCGCCCAAUGCUCAAGUUUCUUACUUCAUUAAUAAUGUUAAAAAUAACCAAUUCCAAGCUUCUUUCAACAUCCGUGCCUCAGGAACCAGUCCCAUCAGCAAUUCAUGGACUCUUACCUUCAACGCUCCUCAAGGUCAAACAGUGCAAAAAUCAUCUCUAGGUACCGUCAGUCAAUCUGGAAGCACUGUGACCAUCAAGGCAAACCGCAAGAAAGUUCCCACCAAUAGUGAGGCUGUCCUUGUCGAUAUUGUCGGUUCCCAUAAUAGUACCAUGUUUGAAGGUGUUGAUCCCAAAUCCAUCAAGUUUACCUGGUAA